CAGAGGGACACACUGCGCGUUACACCGGUUCAUUGUAAACGCAUUCGAACAAAGGCAAUGUGGCACGGAAUGACCCAGAUGGGAUAACAACAUGGCCAACCAUCUCGAGCCUUGGGCAUGGGUAGUGGUAGUGACGUCACUUUGUGCGCUUUUUCUCAACACGAGCCUUUCAGUUAUUGCUGGCGUCAUGCACGUGGCUCUUCUAGAGACGUAUCAAGAUGACGUCACACUGACGUCGUGGAUUGGCUCUCUCUACUCCUGCAUGUUUGCACUUUCAGGCCCCGUGGCCAGCUUCAUCAUUAAUAGAUGGAACUGCCGAUGUUGCGUCAUAGUAAGCGGCGUGCUGGGACUCGCUGGGUUUGCCCUCAGCAGCCUCGCUAGCGACAUACGGUGGCUGUUCCUCACGUAUGCCCUGAUGGCGGGUCUAGGCCAAGGAUUGUGCUACACCGGCUGUCUCGUACUGCUUGGGUUUUACUUCAAGAAUCAGACCAGUCUAGCCACCGGGAUAGGGAUAGUUGGCUGUGGUCUCGGCAACUUUCUUCUCCCCCCUCUAACACAGUGGCUCUUGGACGGGUAUGGACUCAAAGGAACCUUCCUUCUCCUCGGAGCACUGUCCUUCCAGUCUUGCGUCUGUGGUUCUCUCAUGAGACCUCCCCUACACGAGCGUACAAGACACCAAGCAGAGCGGAAAGCCGGCCACGAGAACCUAGCCUCAAGGUGUCAAUCCUGCUUCAACAAAGCCAGGACGUGCUCGAAGCCAAUCUUCCUAAACACCACUUUUUCCUUGUACCUGUUGAGCGUCAUGUCGUUUACAAUCGGAUGCUCCACCCUCAAGCUCUACCUCCCUGAUUUCGUGAUGAAGCAGGGGGCCACCUUCCAGCAUGCUUCAUCCCUAGUAUCAGUCAUCGGUGUCGGCAGCAUCCUGUCCAGGGUCUGCCUCGGUUUUGCGGCAACGGAACCAAAGAUUGGACCAUCGCUUCUGUAUUCUGGGACCAACGGUCUGACCGCUGUUCUUGUGUAUCUCAUAUACCCCUUAACUCGGACGUCAAUGUUGAGGGUUAUAUUUUCGUUUUGUUAUGGAGUUUAUAAUGGAGGUAACUGGACCCUUUUCAGCCCGAUAACGUAUACCGUCGUGGGAGUAGAUCAUCUGGCAUCCGCCACGGGCUUGGUGAUGUUCACGUGCGGGAUGGGCUACCUCAUCGGGGGACCCAUUGCAGGGAUGCUGCUUGAGGCAACGGGGAAUUACCACACCGCUUUCAUGUUUUCAGCCUCGUCUUUCCUCCUGACCUCUAUAUUUGGUUUACUGAUGACCUGUGCGAGGUCAAGACCUCCGGACAGUGAGACAUCACUGACCACGACCCUCCCGGAGAGAGAGGCCUUGACAUCUUAAAUGAAGCCAAUGUUUGUGUCAUGGUCCCAUCCUAGUUGUCGAGGUGUUUUUCAUUAAUCAGAGGACAGUGAAACCUUGUUAGUCUGAGUCAAUAGACUCAGUGCUACAACCAGUAUAAGCCUAUGUUAAAGUAUCGGAGUUACUGUAGACGCAGUUCUACAACUAGUAUAAGCCUAUGUUAAAGUAUCGGAGUUAAAAUAGGCCUAGUGCUGCAACUAGUAUAAGCUUAUGUUUAAGUAUCGGAGUUACUGUAGACGCAUUUCUACAACUAGUAUAAGCCUAUGUUAAAGUAUCGGAGUUAAAAUAGGCCUAGUGCUGCAACUAGUAUAAGCUUAUGUUUAAGUAUCGGAGUUACUGUAGACGCAUUUCUACAACUAGUAUAAGCUUAUGUUAAAGUAUCGGAGUUAAAAUAGGCCUAGCGCUACAAAUAGUAUAAGCUUAUCUAAAAGUAUCGGGAGUUAAACUAGACCUAGUGCCACAAUUAGUAUAAGCUUAUGUUUAAGUAUCGGAGUUAAAAUAGGCCUAGUGCUGCAACUAGUAUAAGCCUAUGCCUAAGUAUCAGCGAUAAAAUAGACUCAGGGCUACAACUAGUAUAAGCCUAUGCUAAAGUAUCAGGGAUAAAAUAGACGCAGGGCUACAACUAGUAUAAGCCUAUGCUAAAGUAUCAGGGAUAAAAUAGACGCAGGGCUACAACUAGUAUAAGCCUAUGCCUAAGUAUCAGCGAUAAAAUAGACGCAGUGCUACAACCAGUAUAAGCCUAUGUUAAAGUAUCGGAGUUACUGUAGACGCAGUUCUACAACUAGUAUAAGCCUAUGUUAAAGUAUCGGAGUUAAAAUAGGCCUAGUGCUGCAACUAGUAUAAGCUUAUGUUUAAGUAUCGGAGUUACUGUAGACGCAUUUCUACAACUAGUAUAAGCCUAUGUUAAAGUAUCGGAGUUAAAAUAGGCCUAGUGCUGCAACUAGUAUAAGCUUAUGUUUAAGUAUCGGAGUUACUGUAGACGCAUUUCUACAACUAGUAUAAGCUUAUGUUAAAGUAUCGGAGUUAAAAUAGGCCUAGCGCUACAACUAGUAUAAGCUUAUCUAAAAGUAUCGGGAGUUAAACUAGACCUAGUGCCACAAUUAGUAUAAGCUUAUGUUUAAGUAUCGGAGUUAAAAUAGGCCUAGUGCUGCAACUAGUAUAAGCCUAUGCCUAAGUAUCAGCGAUAAAAUAGACUCAGGGCUACAACUAGUAUAAGCCUAUGCUAAAGUAUCAGGGAUAAAAUAGACGCAGGGCUACAACUAGUAUAAGCCUAUGCUAAAGUAUCAGGGAUAAAAUAGACGCAGGGCUACAACUAGUAUAAGCCUAUGCCUAAGUAUCAGCGAUAAAAUAGACGCAGUGCUACAACUAGUAUAAGCCUAUGCUAAAUCAUCAGGGAUAAAAUAGACGCAGUGCUACAACUAGUAUAAGCCUAUGCUAAAGUAUCAGGGAUAAAAUAGUCGCAGUGCUACAACUAGUAUAAGCCUAUGCAAAAUCAUCAGGGAUAAAAUAGACGCAGUGCUACAACUAGUAUCAGCCUAUGCUAAAGCUUCAGGGAUAAAAUAGACGCAGUGCUACAACUAGUAUCAGCCUAUGCUAAAGCAUCAGGGAUAAAAUAGACGCAGUGCUACAACUAGUAUAAGCCUAUGCAAAAUCAUCAGGGAUAAAAUAGACGCAGUGCUACAACUAGUAUCAGCCUAUGCUAAAGCUUCAGGGAUAAAAUAGACGCAGUGCUACAACUAGUAUCAGCCUAUGCUAAAGCAUCAGGGAUAAAAUAGACGCAGUGCUACAACUAGUAUCAGCCUAUGCUAAAGCAUCAGGGAUAAAAUAGACGCAGUGCUUCAACUAGUAUCAGCCUAUGCUAAAGCAUCAGGGAUUAAAUAGACGCAGUGCUACAACUAGUAUCAGCCUAUGCUAAAGCAUCAGGGAUUAAAUAGACGCAGUGCUACAACUAGUAUAAGCCUAUGCUAAAGCAUCAGGGAUAAAAUAGACGCAGUGCUACAACUAGUAUAAGCCUAUGUUAAAAUGCAAGUAUCGUGAAAGAUAGUAAUCGGUAUGAUGUACAAAAGGAUGGCAGAGAAGAAUAGUGUGAAAACAUAAACAUAGCGCUGUUGUGCUUAAUCAAAAGUACGUAUUUUCAGGUCUGUAUUUGUAACAAAAACGAAUCUUAAAAGCGCUGACGGGGAGGCGUGGCUUAAGCCCCCUUUACACAGGGCUGCGACCUUUGUGCCGCCUUUGAGCGAUCACAAACUGGUCAGGACGCUCAAUGGUCGCCUAAACCCAGAAAAUCAUGUUUCUAUGUAACUGCUCCAGCAGUUGUUCAGCAGUAACUGCUCGAGUUGUUCAGCGUGUGCAACCACACUGAAACACUGCAGGUACAAGCCCUAUAUUUAUAUGCAGGCUGAGGAGGCACUACAGGUAGCUCAAAGGAGGCAGAAAAGAGGCAGAAGCAUUGCCAUGGUGUCUCAAGGGUUGCCGCUGUCGCUGAUGGAGGCACGGCGGUCGCCACAGUCAUCGUUCAAUGAACGCUGUUGGUCGCUCAAAGUAGGGAAAAGGGAGGCAGAAGUCUCGCCCAGAUUGACGGGAAAAUAUUUCAGCAGAACGCAUCUAUUACCUGGCGACCAUAGGGCGACCACUGUGCCUUCAUUCUGCAACAAAGGCAAUGUCUGUGCCCCUCUUCUGCCACCUUUGAGCAACCAACCUCCUCGGCGACCUUUGUGCGACUGUUUUGAACAUGUUCAAAACUUCAGGGCGACCAUGUCGUCCAUGGCGAUGUCUGAGGAUGCCUCCUUUGAGCCUCCAACGACGACCUGGCAAAUUUUAUGGUCGCACACGGGAGGCACAAAGGUCGACAUCCUGUGUAAAGGCCCCAUUAAUUAGCACGGCCGGCAAGAUGGUGCCACCAGUCAGGGACAGAAUACAUGCCAUCGUUUCAUUAUGUGUGGGCACGGACCUGUAUAACCGUCCGUGGUGUGGGGGACUUUGUUUAAAUUAUAACACUCGUAUGGAUUCCAUGUAUGUCAACAGUAUGGCUCGUGGGGUCGUGUCAAGUCACCUAGGUUUAACGUGAAUUAUAUAAUUUUAACAUUGUAAGAUAUUCUCCUUUUUAAUUUUUGAGGCGCAUUUCCGUUAUUGAAAGAAAGAGGGGUAUAUUUCCAUCCUUUAAUCCCAUUUAUACGAAGGAAAGUUCAGUGUACAGAUGGUCAUUGUUUAAUUGUGGAUAGGAGAAUGUCUAAGAGUUGAGAGGGUGAAGAAAAGGUUAGAUUUGCUGGGAACGUGUGCAGCCGACCAUGACCGUGAUCAGAGGCCUGCCUGCUAGAGCGUGAACGGAGGGGCGAACUUGUGCGACCAAGCGUGUAAUUUUGGAGAUAAUUUCCUCCAACAAGACCAUAUAUGGAGCUUCUGUAUAUAAAGGCUCCGCCUCCGCUGUAUUUUCGUUUCAACUUUUGAAAUUGACAGACGGGACAAAAUGUAAAUAAACCUUAUUUACGCGCCGCUUUCGAUGCUUUGAAUACGAUAAUUGCAUUAACGAUGUUACGAUCUAUCCAUAUACCCAUACACCAUUUUCAAUAAUUCGAAUCCCGGUUCGCCCCGAUUAGGUUUCUAGGUUUGUCAGCACCAUACCCGUGCUCGUGGGUUUCACCGAAGUGGUAAACGUCUGAGACCUGCAUCACUUCGGGCUUUCCUCCCACAUUAAGCUGACACGCCGUGAUAUAACUGGAAUACUGUUAAAAGCGGCGUUAAACCCAACUCACUCACUCACUCAUUCAAACAAGGACAUCCCCAUACAAACUGUGAGCCCUCUACGCCCCCUACACACGCCCCAUCUACACAAACACCCCAACGACGACCACCGCCCAAGAAAGGGAAAUCAAACAAAAACAGGGAACAGUGGACGAUCACCAAAGCACAUGACAGUGUUGUGGGGAUGGGGAGGGGUCAAAAUGAAUAUACCCGCAUUUCGGCACUGUCAUGAUUAAAUGGCCUUUUUUUAAUUACAAAAUAUAAAGUCCUUUUUUCCAUUUUGUCUUUUCGCGGAGGGUCAUGAAAAAUGUAAUAAAUUAUCUGUCCCCAGCACGUCCAUUGUUGUCAGACUUAGGACUGUCAUACUGACAGUAACAACAUAUCUUUAUUAUAUAGUGUACAGGAUAAACUAUAACAUGAGAACUCAAUGCGUAUAUUAAUCUGACAUCGUAUGAACAGCUGGUGAUUGUAACGACUGAUAGGCCACCAGCGUAUGCAGGGAGAACAAUGAGGCCUGCCGGUAUUGACGCGGUCUUGCGUGAAUACUGUUGAUAGAUCGAUAAAAGCUGGUCAGCGAAACCGAUGCUGUUAUUCCUGCAGACUUUAAAAUAAAAAUGCCGUCAUUUUCUAACUGUGCAUUGUAUUAUCUCA
Molecule: messenger RNA, 5800 nt
Organism: Haliotis rufescens (red abalone)
Lineage: Eukaryota; Metazoa; Mollusca; Gastropoda; Lepetellida; Haliotidae
Product: monocarboxylate transporter 12-like
Exons: 6
Coding region: 92-1390 (432 amino acids)
Biological process (GO): monocarboxylic acid transport; transmembrane transport
Molecular function (GO): monocarboxylic acid transmembrane transporter activity
Source: RefSeq, a predicted model, not a curated record